UCACUCCUACUCUUUUUCCUCCUCCUCCACUCAGCUCCUUCCUUCACUUCUUCUCUUCACUCUGUCUUUUUGAGGAAAAAUGAAGCAUCUGAGCCGGACCAUGUCUUCUUUAGGCUUUUUUCUGCUGCUGGUUUUUGGAUGGGCUCAUAGCCAGACAACUAACAAUACCAGGAGGGUGUUUAAAUGCGGAGGAACUCUGGAUGGAGACUCAGGCUUCAUAGCCAGUGAGGACUUUCCUUCAUACUACAAACCAAACAGCAAGUGCACGUGGUACAUCACUGUCCCAGAAGGCAACGUGGUCUCGCUCUCCUUCAGGAUUUUUGACCUGGAGGCCGACACUUUGUGCAGAUACGAUUUUUUGGAAGUGUAUAACGGUCACUCCAACAUGGUGCAGAAGUUGGGUCGUUUCUGUGGGACGUUUCGCCCGGGAACGCUAAUCUCCACCUCCAACACCAUGAUGCUGCAAAUGGAGUCGGACUCGGGAACCGGGGGGCGGGGCUUCCUCGCCCACUUUACUGGGACAAAAACAGAUCUAAAUGAAGAACAGACCUGUGGUGGAAAGCUGACAAAACCACAAGGUACCAUCACAACACCAAACUGGCCUGAGAAAAACUACCCAUUAGGCAUCACCUGCUCAUGGCUCAUCACCGUGGAACCAGACAAGUUGAUAGAGGUGAAGUUCGAUAAGUUCGACGUGGAGCGUGACACCUACUGCCGCUUCGAUUAUGUGGCGUUUUAUAACGGAGGAGAGAUAGACACCUUGAGACAGAUCGGAAAAUACUGUGGGGACAAAGUUCCCGAGCCCAUAGUGACCAACUCUAACAUUCUCCUGGUCCAGUUCGUGUCUGAUCAGAGCGAAACCUCUGAUGGCUUCAUUGCCUCGUAUUCCAGUGUCCCGAGAGGUUAUUCUGCCCAGCCAGGAUCCCGCGUGCACUCGUUACCCCCUGCCCCGACACGCAAACCCGUCACCGCGAAGACCACAGAGGCACCGGCUACCACAACCACUACCUCCAAGCCACGCAGACGCCCACCACCCAAUCAUAACCAGCCCACCAGGCCUCUGGAUCGCAGACCAGAAUCGGGUCGGCCCGAUCCGGCACGUCCAGGCCUGAACCCUCUGUGUCCUGAUGCGUGUAAGAGAGAAGGCAGCAUAAAGAGCAAUUUCUGCAGCAGUGAUUUUGUGAUCACGGGGACCGUGACGAUGCUCUCUGUGGCAUCUCAGGGCCGCCUGCUGGCCACCGUCUCCAUCAUAAAGGCUUAUAAAGAUGGAGGACUGACCAUCACUCAGGCUGGAGAGACCAUGACUGUUAAACUGGUGCUCAUGUGCAAGACGUGUCCCGUACUCCGCAGAGGUCAGAACUUCAUUCUGAUGGGUCAGGUGGAUGAAGAUGGGCGUGGUCUUCUGCCUCCUGGCAGCUUCACAGCCUUAUAUAAAGAGCAGCACCACAAAAUCCUCACCAGCCUCAACAAACAGCCAUGCUGAACUCUGAGGCUAAAAACAACAUGAACAUGAGCAACAUGAAGGAAUCUGUAGAACAAUCUGUAUCUCACAGCUCCAUUCAAGCCCCUCACAUACAGUUAAAAGGAAAAACAACUCAAUUAAAAGAAAUCUAACAUUUGGUUUGCUAUUCUCUUCUUCUUCUCAUUCUUCUUCUUCUUCUUCUUCUUCUUCUUCUUCUUCUUCUUCUUUCUUUCUUUCUUUUAAAUUUACCCAUAACUGAUUAUUGCACUAAUUAGACAGCUAAGGUGUAAGUGGACAUUUCUAAGUGAUACGGGGACGUGGACGAGGGCGCAUCGAAGGCCGUACUGUAACACAGGAAAGGUCUGAGGUCGAACUUAACCAGUAACGAUUUAGAGGAACAUUUCACCUUAUUCACUUUAUACACUUGAAGAUGUCAUACAAUAUAUUCCUAAUUUAUGAUGUCAUUAAAUAAAGGUUUUAUAUCACACUUGA
Messenger RNA from Tachysurus vachellii, 1954 nucleotides. RefSeq names its product procollagen C-endopeptidase enhancer a (gene pcolcea). Gene Ontology annotation, molecular function: protein binding. The record is from RefSeq and is a predicted model, not a curated record. NCBI's taxonomy places the organism in Eukaryota, Metazoa, Chordata, Actinopteri, Siluriformes, Bagridae. The transcript has 9 exons. The coding region runs from base 80 to 1483 and encodes 467 amino acids.